Alternaria viburni is the source of this 930-nucleotide messenger RNA. RefSeq lists its product as uncharacterized. NCBI's taxonomy places the organism in Eukaryota, Fungi, Ascomycota, Dothideomycetes, Pleosporales, Pleosporaceae. The record is from RefSeq and is a predicted model, not a curated record. The coding region runs from base 1 to 930 and encodes 309 amino acids. The transcript is spliced from 2 exons.
AUGUCAUUCCAAAUUCACAUCAUCGCGGACAUCAAACCCACACAAACCGGACCGGAUCCACGUCCUACCACCGAGUCCUGGGAGCAAUACAUGGCGCGUUUAGGUCUUCCAUCCAACGCGAAACCCCUCGAUUUUCCGGAUGAGGCGGCGAAGUAUGAUACUAGUGUGACUGUUGCGGAGGACUAUGCGGCGCAUUUGAAGGCUCGGAGGGAGAUGUUGAGGGAGAGGGCGGCGAGGGCGAGGGAGAGGGCGGUGAGGGAGAAGGAGAAGGAGGAGGAAAGGGAAAGGCUGGAGGCUGAGGCGGAAGAAGCGAGGGUGCGGAGGUAUGAGGAGGAGGAGGAAGAACAGGAAGAAGGGGAUGCUGAGCACACGGGUAAAGAGAGUGGUACUAUUGUCGCGGAUGAGGAACGUAAUGAAGUGUCAAAGCGACGGAAUGUCUUUGAUCUCCUCUCCCACCUCGCCACCCUCACCAACAGCGCCCUCGACGGCAUCGCCGCCGCAAUAUUCACCUACUACACCCACCGCGCCGAUACAGAAGUACCAGAUCUCACCAGAACCAUCUCUUCACUCCAGGCAAAGGACCUAGAACUCCGCCACCAACUCCUACGACACCAAAUCCAAACCGGGCAAACCAUCUCUGAGCUGAGGGCUGAGAAAAUGGAGUUGAGUCAACAGGUUCAGCUGCUACAGACGCAGCUCCAAACACAAGAUUGGACAAGGAUUUCGGAGCUGAGAGAAGAAAUGGAAACGUUGCGGGGGAAACUGAGGGAACGCGAUGGGAAGAUUGUGGGGCUGGAGGAGAAGUAUAAGGAACUCCAGAAACGCGAUAUGCAGAUUGUGGGUCUAGAGGAGAAAUAUAACCGGCUUGAGAGAGAACGGCGCGGAAGGGUUUGGGGUGUGGUACGCAGCGGGCUGUGUGCGGGGAUGUAG